GUAACAAAGACUUCUCUUCUCUCUGGGCUGUCACUCUUGCACCGGUGCACAUCUGAUCCGGAAUCAGAGGAAGGAUUGGAUUUUCUACUCUGACCCCUCCAGUCUCUUUUGGCCACAGAGCAGAAUCCAGAAGAUGUUGAGGCGAAAGCCCUCCAACGCCUCCGAGAAGGAGCAGGUGCCGGGCCAGAAAAAGAAGCUGACUCUGCAAAGGUCCAGCAGUUUCAAAGACUUCAUGAAGCACAAGCCAUCCUCUCCUGUGGUGCCGGAACCAGACCCCACCUUUGAUGAGGCACUGUUCGAGGGAGCAGGCCACGAAGACACUGGAAAAAGCAAACCAGGGAAGUGGAGGAAAAUAAUCAACCGCACCAUGACUCGCAAAACAUCCAAGAUGGUACAGAAGGCACUGGCAGAGGAAGGAUUGGACAGUGGCGAGGACGGACCCGCGUCCCCAGUGUCCAAUGACUGGUUCCCUAAUAUGACUCCAGGACAGCGUACCUCUGUCUGCUCCACUGGCUCUGGGGACACCUUGCACAGUCCUGUCUCUCGACAGAUCUCAGGAUGUGGGGACAGGCAAAGUCUGGACAGCGGCUACAGCCAGCGAGACAGCAUGAAGCUGGACGAUGCCACCGGCGCCACAUACAACGGGCCCUUCUGUGGCAGAGCCCUCGUGCACACAGACUUCACCCCCAGCCCCUACGACUUUGAGUCCCUGAAACUGCAGAAAGGCGACAUCAUUCAGAUCAUUGAAAAGCCACCGGCUGGCACUUGGACUGGUAAACUUAAUAACAAAGUGGGCACCUUCAAGUUCAUCUAUGUGAAAAUCUUGCCCGAGGAGAGCACUCCUGCCAAGAGGAAGCGUUUCUCCAGCCAGGACCGCCGCAACAAACCCAAACCCAAAACCCUGGAGGAAGUCCUCGAGAGAAUCGGCCUAACCGAGCUGGGCAACUUGCUGUCUAUGCAAGGCUUCCAGUCUCUGGAGGACUUUGGGGGCUUAAAGGAGUCUCACCUGAAUGAGCUGAACAUCACAGACCCUGAGCACCGCACCAAGAUACUGACACUCGUGGAUCUACUGCAUGACUAUGGGGAUGAGUCUGAUGUCGAGGAAGAGGAGAAGACAGAAGAGAAUCCUGAGGUUCCACGGGACUCUGGGUGUUUCGAGAGCACUGAGAACCUGGAGAACGGUCGUGAUGAACUGGAAACUGAACCGCAGGCUGAAUCGAAACCCGAACUGGAGACAGAGCAAGAGAGCGAGAUCAAUGAUGUGCAGGAGCAGCUGCAGGACUUGGUCCUGGAGGAGGGUUCCUGAACAACGGGCCUUUAGAACCUUCUACUAUAACUUUCCAGCAAUUUCCUGCUGUCUUCCAGAUGGAAACGUCAUGCUCAUCACAAGUGCUGCAUGUAAGAGCUGAAACUAUGCUGAGAUGAUGUUCUCAUCAAUACUCUGAGAAAUCCUGAUUUCUGCCAGCCACUGAGCAAAGCUUUGAGAUGGCACUGUGGUUUUUCGAAGGUGUGAACAUGAAAGUAACGUAUGUAUUAUGCAAUUUCUGAAGGGUACAAUUGUAUAGGCUUCACCCCAACCUUAAACUGAUUGCAUUUUUCUGUUUGUCUGAUAGACGUGUGUGUCUCAUAUUUUAGUUACUCUCUUCUGAAGUCAUAUAUGUGUAUUUUCUGUCACUGAUUGUGUCAUUGUUUUUUUAUAUUUCAAAGCAUAGGAACAUAUUUUCAGUGUUUUAAUUACUUUUCUGCAGUCUAUAUCUUCUAUUACAUAAAAGAACUGCUUCUUAUUGAAUGUGAACAUUGUUCAUGAACAGAGUAAUGGACAUGCUUUGUUUAAUUUCCCCUACUUGGACGCUAUAAAGCAGAACAUUCUGUACAAAGCCGAAUAUUGACUUCAGUAAUCAAUAUGGUGUGUCAUUUGUUUUGUUGAUUGUAGAGGGUGUCUGGUAAACUGUAAGUGUCAUUUAGUUUCUAAUGAAAGUCAGUCCAGUUUUAAAGGUUAACAAAAAUAAUGAUUGUAAUUUACUGGAUUCUGUUUGUCUUCCCUCUUGUGGAAUAUUACCUUUUAAUAAAAAGUAUAAAACUCCCA
This is a messenger RNA of Clupea harengus (Atlantic herring), 2086 nucleotides long. It is a transcript of the gene sash3, whose product is annotated as SAM and SH3 domain containing 3. NCBI's taxonomy places the organism in Eukaryota, Metazoa, Chordata, Actinopteri, Clupeiformes, Clupeidae. The record is from RefSeq and is a predicted model, not a curated record. Gene Ontology annotation, molecular function: protein binding.